AUGGGCUGGGUCAGGUCAGAAGUCAAGGCCGAAGAUGCCGUCCAGCCAGUACCAGGUACAGUGCAUCUGGUGGACUUGGAUGGCACCAUGCAAGCAAAGCAUGCGCGCGACGCUGGGUUGAGAGAUAUCGUCCUUGUGCCUGCGCCGAGUUCUGAUCCUGAUGAUCCGCUCAACUGGUCACCCGCCCGGAAGCGACUGUCUCUGACUUGCAUGUGCGUGUACACGCUCAUGGUCGGCAUUGCCAGUGCGGCUAUCUACUCGGUCCUGGUACCUAUUUCAGAGGCUACGACGUUGACGCUGGAUGAUUUGAAUGCCGGAACGGGAUAUAUGUUCUUGGCUUUUGGAUGGGGCUGUCUGUUCUGGCAGCCGUUGGCAUUGCAGUAUGGCAAGCGGCCGGUGUAUCUGAUCAGUAUUCUGGCUACGCUGGCGAUUCAGGUCUGGGCACCGUUCACGAAGAGUAAUGGGCAGUGGAUUGCGAACAAGGUGUUGCAGGGCUUCUUUGGUGCACCGAUCGAAAGUCUCUGCGAGAUCAGUGUUGCUGAUAUAUACUUCCAGCAUGAACGUGGCACCUACAUCGCCGUCUACGCGCUUCUCCUAGCCGGUAGCAACUUCUUCGCUCCGAUCAUCGCAGGUUUCAUCGCCGACGGCCAAGGAUGGCAAUGGGUGCUUUAUUGGUGUGCCAUAUUCUGUGCCAUGGGCUUUGUAUUCCUGUUCUUCUUCAUGGAGGAGACCAACUACCACCGGAAAGUCGUCUUGACCGGCGAAGCCGAUCCAGCGUCUCUGAAUUCCCCAACGAGCCCAGCAUCGAGCGAGCACGAGAAGAAACUUCCAGCAAAUGAAGACGUUGAGACAUCAGCCCCUCCGGCACCGGCAUCGCCUUAUCCAAAGCAGAAGGCCUACCUCGAUAAGGUGAAGCUCUGGCAAGCUGCCGACAUCCACAAGCCUAACCACCUUGUUGGCAUGGUCAAGCGGCCAUUGAUCUUCCUGACUUUUCCGGUGAUCUUCUAUGCUGGGUUUUCGUAUGGAUCAAACCUGGUUUGGUUUAAUGUGCUUAACGGCACCGCGUCUCUCGUGUUGGGUGGCGAGCCAUACAACUUCGCAGCGUCGAUGGUCGGGCUAAGCUACUUGAGUCCGCUGAUUGGCGUCGCCGUCGGAAGCUUCUAUACAGGCUACAUUGGCGACCGUAUCGCGCUGAGGUUGGCAAGGCGGAACCACGGCAUCAUGGAGCCUGAGCAUAGACUAUGGCUUUUUGCGCCGAGUCUGCUGCUGAUUCCGUUCGGACUGAUACUUUGGGGAGUCGGCGCCGCUCACGCCAUCCACUGGUUCGGUUGCGUCUUCGCGGCCGGCGUCAUUGCCCUCACCAAUACUAUCGGCCUCCAGCUCUCCGUGUCAUACUGCAUCGACAGCUACAAGGACCUUUCUGGUGAAGCCAUGGUGACUGUCAUCCUCGUCCGCAACACAAUGAGCUUCGCCAUCGGCUACGGUAUUACUCCGUGGGUGACAAACAUGGGGUUGCAGAAUGCUUUCAUUGUUGCGGCUUUUGCGGGGAUGGCGCAGUGUUCGACGUUCUUGUUGGUGGUGAAGUAUGGGAAGGGGUUGAGGAGGGAUAGUGCGGGGAGGUAUAAGAAGUAUGUGGACAGGAUGGCGGAUCAGGGGGUGGUGCAUUGA
Messenger RNA from Saxophila tyrrhenica, 1668 nucleotides. RefSeq lists its product as uncharacterized. Bases 1 to 1668 code for a protein of 555 amino acids. NCBI's taxonomy places the organism in Eukaryota, Fungi, Ascomycota, Dothideomycetes, Mycosphaerellales, Extremaceae. Gene Ontology annotation, biological process: transmembrane transport. The record is from RefSeq and is a predicted model, not a curated record. The transcript has 6 exons. Gene Ontology annotation, molecular function: transmembrane transporter activity. Gene Ontology annotation, cellular component: plasma membrane.